CUUGCAUUAAAAUUACGUAAUUCAAAAUAUUUUGGUUAUACAUAUGUAGGUAUUUUGUCAGCGUGAAACAAUUUCAUUACAUAUUGGUCAAGCUGGAUGCCAAAUUGGUAAUACAACAUGGGAAUUAUAUUGUAUAGAACAUGGAAUUGAAAAAGAUGGAUCAUUGAAAUCCUGUAAUACAGAUGAUUGUUACUCAACAUUUUUUUUAGAAACUCCUAAAGGGAAAAAUGUACCUCGUAGCAUUUUUAUUGAUAUGGAACCGUUAGUUAUUGACGAAAUUCGUACGGGAGAUUUUAAAGAUCUUUUUCAUCCAGAACAAUUGAUAAGUGGAAAAGAAGAUGCAGCAAAUAAUUUUGCUCGAGGUUUUAAUACUAUUGGUAAAGAUAUGAUAGAUCCUGUUAUAAAUCGUAUUAGAAAGCUUGCCGAACAAUCAAAUAGUUUGCAAGGUUUUUUCCUUUUUCAUUCAUUUGGUGGUGGUACUGGUUCUGGUUUUACUGCCUUACUUAUGGAUCGAUUAUCUGAAAUUUUUCCAAAAAAAUGUAAACUUCAAUUCGUUGUAUAUCCAGCACCAACAAUAUCAACAUCAGUUGUUGAACCAUAUAAUUCAAUUUUAACAACACAUUGUACAUUAGAUACAUCAGAUAUUGCUUUUAUUGUGGACAAUCAAGCUAUUUAUGAUAUCUGUAAUAAACGUUUAAAUGUUGAUAGACCACAUUAUAUGCAUUUGAAUCGUUUAAUGAGUCAAGUUGUAUCUAGUAUAACAGCAUCAUUACGUUUUCAAGGUGUACUAAAUGUUGAUAUGACAGAAUUUCAAACAAAUUUAGUACCAUAUCCAAGAAUACAUUUUCCAGUAGCAUCAUAUGCUCCAUUUUUACCAAUAGAAAAAACUAAUCAUGAAUCAUUAUCUAUUAAUGAAUUAACAAUGGAAUUAUUUGAACAAGAUAAUCAAAUGGUUAAAUGUAAUCCAAUUGAUAGUAAAUAUAUGGCUUGUUGUAUUUUAUAUAGAGGUGAUGUUGUACCAAAAGAUAUUAAUAGUGCCAUAGCAACAAUUAAAGAUACAAAAAAUAUAAAAUUUGUUGAUUGGUGUCCAACUGGUUUUAAAAUUGGUAUUAAUUAUAAAAAUCCAAGUGUUGUACCAAAUGAUAAUUUAGCUCCAGUACAACGUGGUGUUAGUAUGUUAGCAUCAACAACAGCAAUAGCUGAUGCAUGGUCAAGAUUAGAUUAUAAAUUUGAUUUAAUGUUUACGAAAAAAGCUUUUGUACAUUGGUAUGUUUCUGAAGGUAUGGAAGUUGAUGAAUUUUCUGAAGCUAGAGAAAAUUUGGCUACAUUAGAACUUGAUUAUAAAGAACUUGAAAGUGAAAUUGUUGAAAAUGGAAUUAAUGUGAAUAUUAAUGAUCAUCGUGUUUUUUUCCAUUAA
This is a messenger RNA of Condylostylus longicornis, 1417 nucleotides long. Its product is annotated as tubulin alpha-1C chain-like. Lineage: Eukaryota; Metazoa; Arthropoda; Insecta; Diptera; Dolichopodidae. The coding region runs from base 254 to 1417 and encodes 387 amino acids. The record is from RefSeq and is a predicted model, not a curated record. Gene Ontology annotation, cellular component: cytoplasm; microtubule. Gene Ontology annotation, biological process: mitotic cell cycle; microtubule cytoskeleton organization. Gene Ontology annotation, molecular function: structural constituent of cytoskeleton; GTP binding. The transcript has 3 exons.